AGAAGAUGUUGCUUGUUCUUGUGGCGUUGCAGUUUUUAAGUUUUACUCAUGGCAAUAAGAAGCAUAUGAAAUCUUAUUCGCAAUGCGAGGCCAUGUCUACGAAAGAGGAGCCAAGUUUGGCAAUGGUUUUCCAGUGUCUUACUGCACACUAUAAUUUAUCUGCAACUCUAUCAGAUGUUAUGACAAAAAUGAAUCAAGUUCAACAAUAUUUAGAACAAAAUUCCAAUGAUCAGGAAUAUAUACCAUCGCCUUUUAAAAAUCUCGAUGACAUUUUAGACAUACCUAUUGAUUUAUCCCGUAAAGAUUGCCAAUACAAACGACAAAUAGUACAAGCCAUACGCAGAAAACUGGUUUGGUAUAAUGUUAUGGAAAAUAAGGAGUCCCCGCUUUUUGAGUUUGAGGAUACUGAAAAGAUAGACCCUUCUGAACCUGAAAAUGCCCCGGAAAAUGCGGUUUCACAAAUCGAUCUGAGAACCGACUAUAAAAGAGUUUUGAGGGAGAUCCGUUGUCUGCUGGCGAAAUCCAUACGAAAUACAGAUCCAACCGUUAAGGCCUCAAAAAAGAACUAAUUUCAAUACAUGGAAUAGGGUUUCUCUUAAAAUGCUUGGCU
Molecule: messenger RNA, 610 nt
Organism: Drosophila teissieri
Lineage: Eukaryota; Metazoa; Arthropoda; Insecta; Diptera; Drosophilidae
Exons: 2
Coding region: 6-569 (187 amino acids)
Source: RefSeq, a predicted model, not a curated record